AUGCAUCUGCGUAUUCAGCAAAGCUUCGAUCUAUUAGCUGAUACCGUUGGCUGCGCUGAAGUCCCCCGGGUGGCUUGGUUUGCGGACAAAGCUUCGAAAUUCUGGGACGAUAACCUGUAUCUAUUUCCAGAUGAAUCCACAUUCCCGCGACGACCUCGAGAUAUCUUGUGCAUGGAACGUAUUCUCCCUCUGCCGGAGAAGAUUAGGCUUGCCUUGAUCGACGCUUAUUGCAAUCCGGUCAAUGUCCCGAAGGCAAGGGCAGACCCUGCGAGCAAAGAUUGCCUUUUGCGAGUACUCCUGGGCCGAAAGCGCUACGGAUCAUCGCGCCCAGGAGGUAGCAUAUUUUUUUCGCUUCGAAACUACAAACUCCAUAUCGAUCAAGUUCAGGAGCUUGGUCUAGACGCCACAGGGUUCGCGACCAGUAUGGCCGAUGCUCUAGCGGUCCUGCAUUGGCACGCGAAGAUAGAUGCCUGUGAUAUCGAGUUUGUACUGGGAAGUACCUCGGUAGACCGAAAUGCCGUGCGCCGCAUGCUGCCGCUGAAAGAUGCGGAACGUCUCACACCUGGAACGAGUACCUAUGAGCGCACAACCAACACCGACCAGAACUACAAGAGCCUUAAUGUUAGCUUAUGGUUGUUGGAUUUUGAUUCCUGUCAGCCCAUCACUAUGGACCGAUCGGGAGUUCGCCAGACAGUCAAAGCCUUCCUAGAAACUGAUCCAUUUUGUCCUCGACCUUAUGCAGAAGACAAAUAUUGUCAGGGAUUAUGGGAAGUAUUCUCCCAGCGCUACGUUGAAACAGGCAGCAAGAUAACGACUGGCGCGUCGCGGAGCCUACCUGCGUUAUUUAUCGAGGGAGUUAUGGAGGAGCUUGCCUAUCGUGAUCGAUCUACGAAAUCUGACAAUAAGGGCAGUGCAAAUCAGGGGUCUUCACGAGGGUAUGUAAAUGUUCGAGGCUGA
Penicillium angulare is the source of this 957-nucleotide messenger RNA. Its product is annotated as zinc finger protein. The record is from RefSeq and is a predicted model, not a curated record. Lineage: Eukaryota; Fungi; Ascomycota; Eurotiomycetes; Eurotiales; Aspergillaceae. The transcript has a single exon. Bases 1 to 957 code for a protein of 318 amino acids.